GUGUUGUGUCACUGUCACUCACACAAAUCGCAAUUAUAUUAUUUCCAUAAAAUUAUUUAACAGUGCUAAACUUAUUACUUACUGAAAAGGCUCUAUUUAUAAAUAUUAUUGAAGUUCUUUUUCUAUUUUGUAGGUCAACAAAAUGCAUAAUUAUUUUUUAAGUUGGCUAGACAAAUUGCUAGUGGUUUUAGAAGAAUGGAAGCUGUUAUUAUUUCUCAGUUUUAUAUUUUUCGUAUAUUUCCACUAUACAAAUACGUUUGAUUAUUUUGAAAAACGUAGAAUAAAAUAUAUGAAACCUACUAUUUUCUUUGGAAACCUUUUGAGUAGAUUGAUUGCGCAGAAAUCUUUUAUUAUGUUUCAAUUAGAUACUUACAAAUACUUCAAAGGAGAACGUUUCGGUGGUAUAUUUGAAGGAAGGAGACCAGUUUUAUAUGUUCUUGAUCCUGAGCUAAUAAAAGCGAUUACAAUUCGAGAUUCUGACCAUUUUUGUGAUAGAGCUAUUCUUCCUACUAAUGAACCUAAAUACAUAAACAGGUCUAUUCUACACCUACAGGGUUCAGAAUGGAAAGUUGUACGUGGUUUGGUGAGACCUGCCUUUAGUUCUGCCCGCAUAAAAAAUAUGUUUCCACUGAUUCAGGAGUGUACAAACCAACUAAUUAACUUCUUAGACAAAUAUAACAAUUCUGAUGUUGAGGUAAAAGAUAUGAUGGUACACCUGACAUUAGAAAUAACAGGAGUAUGUGCGUUUGGAAUAAGCACAGACACUCUUAAAGAUGAAAAUGCUGAGUUCAAAAAGACUGCAAUGAACUUCAAUAAAAUGUCAGUGCCGAAAAGGAUAUUAAUAUUUUCAAUUUUAUUAUUUGCACCUACACUAAUGAAAUAUAUGAGCGUAUCGGUUUUUAACUAUGAAGCGAAUAAGAGACUUGUUAACAUAUUACGGAAAACUAGAACUGAAAGGAUAUUACUAGGAACUAGACGAAAUGACUUUCUUCAACUUUUAAUUGAUGCUUCUUUAACUGAAGAAAAAGAUAUUGAAGGCACUAAAAAUGAAAGACACUUGGACGAUGACACAGUAGACGCGCAAGGGUUGAUUUUUCUCAUAGCUGGGUUUGAGACGACAAGCACGUUACUGUCCUUCGCCAUUUAUCAGAUGACUAUUCAACCAGAAAUACAAAAUAAACUAAGAGACCAUAUCGAAGAGAUUACAAAGGGGGAAGAGUUAUGCUAUGACCACAUCGCAGAGCUGGAUUAUCUUGAUGCAUUCAUAUCAGAGACGCUACGUAUGUAUCCUCCAGUGGCUAGGCUCGAUAGGAAAUGCACCAAACCGUACACAUUGCCCGGAACGUCUGUGCAGCUUAAAGUGAAUGAUUUCAUCGCAAUACCCACAUACGGAAUCCAUAUGGAUCCGGAUAUAUAUCCUGAACCGGAGAUAUUUAAACCGGAAAGAUUUACACGCGAGGGGAAGAACGAAGUACCCUCACAUUUGUUUUUGGCGUUUGGCGCUGGUCCUAGGAACUGCAUUGGUGCUCGAUUUGCUAUGGUCAUCGCAAAAGCAACUAUUGUGACCCUCGUGCGGAAUUACAAAUUUUCAAUGUGUCCCAAAACCGAAGUGCCUAUAAAAUUUCAUAAAAAGGCAUUCUUGUUACAAGCUGAAAGUGGGAUUUGGGUACGGGUUGAAAGAAUAUGAUUUAUGGAUAAAUCAUAUAAUAUAUAAUAGCUUUUUAGAAAUAAGUUUUAAUGUGAUAGUCAUGCCAGUAGUGUGAUAUAAAUGCCAGUAAGCCCAAUAACGUACAAAAGAAAUUACAAAUAAUUACAAAGAAAAUUCAUUUCUAAAAUAAAUAUAAUUUAUUGUACAAAACAAUGUGAUGUAAUCCCAAAAGGAUCUUAUCAGUAUCAUGUUGUAUUCAUAUAUACAUGAUUACUAUCGAAUAAAUGUGAUCUUGCCUUUAUAUUUUUUUUUAUGUGUAGAUUUAGAAGUGUAUUUACAAAAAAAAAAAAUGUCUUGGGUCCCUAAUUUCUAGUAGAUUAGUCCAGAACUAAUCACGAACAAAUUUUAUUAUUAUUUCGAAAUUAUUAUCAAAUGUUUUGUCUAAUUUAAAAAUUCUAUAUAGGUGUAAGGGUUUUUAGAUAGUUGAAAUAUUUUAUUUACAAUUUCAUAAUAUGUAUAAUGUAUAUUUAUCUUAGCUAGUAAUUUCCAUUAUGGUACAAAAAAUAUUUGCAUACAAAUAAUCUACUAUACUAUAUGUGAUCUUGCCUAAAGUAGGUGUAAGGGUAAUUAAAUGGAUAGAAAAUAAAUAUUAUUUAUAUUAAAUGCCAUUUAUGCUAAAAA
This is a messenger RNA of Bicyclus anynana (squinting bush brown), 2329 nucleotides long. It is a transcript of the gene CYP354A1, whose product is annotated as cytochrome P450 9e2. The record is from RefSeq and is a predicted model, not a curated record. Lineage: Eukaryota; Metazoa; Arthropoda; Insecta; Lepidoptera; Nymphalidae. Gene Ontology annotation, molecular function: heme binding; oxidoreductase activity, acting on paired donors, with incorporation or reduction of molecular oxygen; monooxygenase activity. The transcript has 9 exons. The coding region runs from base 143 to 1687 and encodes 514 amino acids.